AUGAAUGACGGUCGUGGAAGACGGUGGACGAGAAACUCGUUCCGAUGGCGUCGGGAGACGUCGAAGAACACGCCAUAUCACUGGGCGUCUCGUCAUGAGCUGGCAGUUGGGAAUGCAUUGUCACAUUCGAAGUACCGAGUAGUGAACCGUCAAACUUUCAGUAAACAGUUCCCUUCUAAAACGCUCACCGUUAGAGGACGGGGACGUUCUACCUCUGCCUCGGCCAGCCAUGUCUUUCGUCCAAAAUGCGAGAACACAUCAAGGAAAAUACGGGCGGCGAUCGCACCAUCUAUGGCUACUGAUAACCAGCAAGCAGCGUUAAGGAUCAUCGGCAAGUAUCAAAUGCGCCGUUGCCCGGCGGCUAUGCGGAUGGUUGUCGUGAGUCGGUACAAGAUGAUGCGAAAGCCAGAGUCAUCGUUACCCUCGUCCAUCGUAGCUUUUCCUCCGUCGCCCCUUCUAGUGGUCAGAUCAGCGCCCGGAAUGCAAUCGAACCGUCGUGGUCGUCGCUUCAACCCCCGACCCACCGCCACAACCUGCUAUGAUCGUCACAAACUGGUAAUGAAUCGUUCAUCGGCACCUUUUACCACCGCCGUCUCCUCCUCAUCGAACUCUGUGCCGUUCCACAUCAAGAGUCGGUACAAAAUCGACAAACAGUUGAAAAGUUCAGGAAGAUGCGCCGCACAGUACGUUUUAUUCGUUUGGCAUGAUUUCUCGUUUUAA
Molecule: messenger RNA, 720 nt
Organism: Soboliphyme baturini
Lineage: Eukaryota; Metazoa; Nematoda; Enoplea; Dioctophymatida; Soboliphymatidae
Source: the annotation of a GenBank genome assembly